Eucalyptus grandis is the source of this 3365-nucleotide messenger RNA. RefSeq lists its product as uncharacterized. NCBI's taxonomy places the organism in Eukaryota, Viridiplantae, Streptophyta, Magnoliopsida, Myrtales, Myrtaceae. The transcript has 10 exons. Bases 88 to 3045 code for a protein of 985 amino acids. The record is from RefSeq and is a predicted model, not a curated record.
CACGCCGUAAUCGCCCCCCCACCGCGAGCGAUCGCUCGCGAGCUUCCAAGCCCCUCCGUCCUCCCUCUCCGUCCUUCGCCUCCGUCCAUGGCGGCCGGCAUCCCGCGUCGACGACGACGCCGACGACGACGGCUUCGGGGACUUCGCCUUCGCCUCCGCCCCCAGCUCCACGGCCGCUUCCGCCGCCGCCUCAUUUUCCGGCAACGGUGGAGCACCCGCCUCCGCCUCCGCCUCCGCCUCUCAGAACGACGACGACUGGUCCGAUUUCGUCAGCUUCGGCCGGAUCUCGCCUUCCAAAUCCGUCGCCGGUCCCCGAGCAACUCGGGCUCGCCGGCGGUACCUGAUUUAUUCGCGGAUCGCGUUGUGGAACCGCAGGUCGCCGCUGCUCCGGCGCCGAGCAGCGCGAAUUCACUGGAAGCCCAGUGGCGGAAGCCGAAGGGAGCUAUACCGUUGUCGAUAUUCGGGGAAGAGGAGGAGGAGGAGGAACAACCUGCCGCAGUCGAUCCUUCAGUGGCCGGUGGUCACGCGUUUAAGCUUCCGAAUGGUCAUUCGGUGAAGAGGAGUUCCGAUUUGAAUGUCGGCGUCGGAUUGAACGACUUGAUUUCUAAUUUGUAUGAUCGGAGUCCGAAAGUCGGUAAUCAAAAUGGAACGGAUACGUAUCAUGACGCGAACUCGGUGGUACACGGUCAGGAUCUGAACGUUAAAGCUCAAACUGGGUCGAAUCUGAAGUUGAGCUCGAACGGGAUAGACUCCUCCGUGCUUAACGGAAACGGUGAGUUAGAUGAUGAUGAAGAGUGGGAAUUUAAGUUUGUGGAUGCGGAGAGAGUGUCCAACGACCAGAAUAUUGAGGAAAAGCAGAAUAAAGUUGAGAUCGAUGCAGCUGAGAAUGUGAACAUGUCCAUUUCAAGUGGCAGUGGUUGGAAUUUUAAUGUGCAUGUUCCCACUCCAAGCUUCGACACACUGAAGUCAGGCAUUAAUGGGCUUGUUAUUGAUUCUGUUAGAAAGAGGAGGAUACAGGCAACGAUUUUGGUUGGGAAUUCAAAGGUGCAGAAAUUGAAACUCAAUUCAAUCAUGAGAACCAUAAGCAAUGGUGCACAUGGACAAUCCGAUCUGUUUGCCUCAUCAAAGUGGAUUGCUGAUAAAUUUGUGACGUCAAAUUCUGUGUAUGACUUGAACCCAAAAGCCAAGAUUGACCUGAAAGGCUCCAAUCAUGAAGCUAAUUUCAAUCAAGUUGAUGGAGUUGCUGAAAUCGAGGAAAACGAUUGGGACUUUAGGUGUGCAUCUUCAGAAACUGGUUCAAGUGCUCAGGUACUGCAUCACUUCUUGCUGAUAAUGGUGCAAAGACAAGUACAACGGAGAGUAGUGUUGACUUUGGCGAAAAUCUUUAGGGAAUUUAAAGACGCUUUAUCAGAAGCUGCAUCAAAGCAUGAGAGAAAUGAGAAACAUCAAGGGAAUGGGAAAAAGGAAGCCCUGCCAUCGUCUCUUUUUGGUGGUGAAGAUUUAGGGAAAGAAGAUACAAUAGUUCAAGGUGACAGUUUUAUCAAAGAACCUACACCUGAUACAAGAGAUAGAACUAAACUAACUUCAGGAACAUCCAUUACUGAUCUCAUAUCAAGUCUGUACAGUGAAUCCAUGCCGAGUACUCCCGCAGCUGACAUUAAGAAGCUGAGUGAGGGUGCACUGAAUACCACCUGGACAAAUUCGGAACCAGAUUCAGCAAUCAAAGAGGAUGACUUUGAUGAAUGGGAUUUUCAGGGUGCCUAUACACCGAGAGGAGAUGAAGCUCAGAGCUUUGGUACAAGUACUCCAUGGCUCGGUGUUGAUGGGUCGAAUUCAAGCCACACUGUGCCAAUGUCCAGAGUAGGAAAUAACCUAAACAUCUUAGAGGAUAUUUCUUGGGAGCAUAAGGAUGUCUACCCUGGGACCAAAUCUGCAGAAGUCUCUAUAACCAGUCCUGUGGAUUUGCCUCAAAGUUUUGGCAUUGAAUUAAAACUUGAUGAUCUUGUUCAAUUCUAUUGCAAUUUGAAGGAUGAGUUGUGCCUUGUUGCUUGCCGGCAUCUUAAUCAGAAGGCACAUGACCCUGUUGAUCUUGCCGGUGAAACUGCGAAGGCAAAAGCUCAUGAUGAGGAAAUUCAGGAGCUUUACAAUGAGCUGCAUUUAAGCAAGUCAAUCUUACAACCGCCCUCAAAUAAUCUAUCUGAGAGAGAUAUCAGCAUCAGUACAUUUCUUGAAGUCUUAUCUGGAGAAAAGUUCCGCAUAAUUGAGGCAGAAUAUAACUUGUCGAGCAGAUUGUCAUCGGUAGAGAGAGAUUCAAAGUCAUUGGUUGAACUCUUGAGACACGUAGCCUUGGUACUGAAAAUUUUAAAAUUAGGAUCAGCUGAGGCACAAUCUAAUUAUGUUUCCACAUGGUCCAAAAUGAUCUCUGCUUGUGCUCAAGAGCUAAAGCAUGGAGCCUCAAUAUGGAAGCAAUCUCUAGAGAAGAAUGUUUCCAGUCAAAUAUUAUCUGAAAAAGAAGGCAAGCAGUAUGUACUUGCCCUGGGAGAAGUUUACAGAGCAGUUGGAGUUCUUGGGGCAUCAGCCAUGUUAUACAAACCAUGGAUUCUUCUUAAUUAUAGAGAUUUCUCUGGCGCAUCUGCUCUUUUAGAUGAAUGUACUACUAUGUGGUCCAGUUCAGGCCUUGAAGAAGCUCUUCAAAACAUAUCUGAUCCGCUGGAGUUCCAAUAUGAGGACAGUGUCAAGGCUUUAUUGGAGUCUAUCAAGCAUGUUUACACUCUCAAUGCAGGUGUACUCCAGAAGGCUAUUUUUCUUGUGAAGAACCUGUUUGCCGUUUGUCUCUCAUGGAAUCUUUGGCUGGCUAUAUACGUUGAACCUUUUGCUUGGAACCUUAAUUUUGCUUCUAAAAUGCUGUUUGCUGUUGUUGACCCAGGUAUGAAGAUGAUUUUCUGGGACGAGGAGCAGUAUUUUCUCAAACUUGCUAAUCUAUGGGCAAAUUUGAUCAGCCAUCAUCCUCCGGAAUUGCCAUCCAUCAAGAUUUAUGGAUCAUGACGCGACGUUUACCAGCCGGACUGACUGUUUCCCCCAAAAAAUGGAAGCAUCGACUGCAAAAACCAUAAAAGCUCCGAGGAAAGUACGUACAAUACACCGUCUUAGUGUGGCCGAAAUUCAUUCCCAUUCUUUUCUCUCUUAGGCCCAUGAUUAGGGUGGAGGAGAGUCUUUCUCCAACGUAAUUCUUUUUGGUAAGAAGUGUAGUAGCAUAGUCGUCUUGAAGAUAGAGAAAAAGCGUCGCCAAAUUCUCUGUAUAACAAUAAAAGUUCUUUGAGUGAAAAAUGAGAUGGGGAUUGCAAUACUUCCCAGUGCAUUGUGUA